Pyricularia pennisetigena is the source of this 234-nucleotide messenger RNA. RefSeq lists its product as uncharacterized. The transcript is spliced from 2 exons. The record is from RefSeq and is a predicted model, not a curated record. Lineage: Eukaryota; Fungi; Ascomycota; Sordariomycetes; Magnaporthales; Pyriculariaceae. The annotation marks the transcript as partial.
AUGCAGGCAGUCCAAGGUCGGUUUGGCCGGCCGGUCGGUCGCGUCCUGAUCAUCGGUGCGGCAGAAGCAACUCAAGAAUAUGUAAUAUUCGAGGUAUCUUGCACAUUGGAGCAUGCAGUGCAACACGGGAGGACAGAAGCUCGCACCAAAGGACGGCAGGCGGUGGCGAUCCAUUUCAGCCUCGGAACAUUCCUGUCUCGCGGACGUAGCGGAGACAAAUUGGUGCCUUACAGU